Arabidopsis lyrata subsp. lyrata is the source of this 1453-nucleotide messenger RNA. RefSeq lists its product as uncharacterized. The record is from RefSeq and is a predicted model, not a curated record. The transcript is spliced from 11 exons. The coding region runs from base 163 to 1371 and encodes 402 amino acids. NCBI's taxonomy places the organism in Eukaryota, Viridiplantae, Streptophyta, Magnoliopsida, Brassicales, Brassicaceae.
ACCCUCAGACUCUCGUCGACGUUACCGUUCCAAAGACGGAGAGAAAAGACGAAGACUUGCCGGAGAACAAAUAUUCAAACGAUAACCGUUACAUUAAUAAAAUUGCCCUAUCAUCUUAUCUUCCAUGGAUUCACUUCGUCACAGAUUCUCAGAAUCACCGAAAUGGGGUCAAUUCGUGGUGAGUUUCCGCCGCACUAUGCCAGACCACCACCUCACUCCGAAGAAGAUUUCGAUGACAUCAUCGAUUGUGGCGAAACUUCGUGGGGGCUGUUUAGCGUGUCUUGCUUUAUUGGCGUUAUGUGUUUAUGGUUCAUUGCGUCGGUUUUUCUGAUGUUCGGUUUUUACGGUGCUGCAAAUGUCUGGCUUGGACCUCACUCGUCCGUUCUUGUUGAACCAAGCUCCAUUUUUGUCAAAAGCAUUAAGGUGAAGGAGCUUGACUUUACAAAGCCUGGUCUUCAACUUUAUGGAUUCGAUGAUGAAUCUACUCCUAGUACUUAUUUUGUGAACUGGACUGAAUCUCGAGUGUUAUCUGUCUCACAGAAUUCUUACAAGGGAUGGCCAUACUACUUAAAUAAAGGAACGCAUAUGAAUAUAUCUUAUAAUGUUUUACCUAAAGGUUCUGCAGCUCGGCUUUUGAUGUCUGAAGGAAUGCCAGGCAUGUUUCGGUCGUCGUCGCUGGAGGAUCUUGCAUUUUGUGACAGAGCUUGGUCAUGGAAUCUAAUUCAGGGGAGUGGUAUGAUUGAAUUGGAGAUAAAUAAGUCUAAAGGUUAUUAUCUUACUGUGGCUAACUCAAAGAGGAAGGACGUAGAGGUGGAACUGGAUAUUGAUGUGAGAGCUGUCUUGUAUGAUACUAAUCAAUCAUCCUACAACUGUACCUUCAGCAAUGGCGAGUGCGCAUUCAAAACCAAUGAAGUGUCCCCUGUUGAAAAUUAUGCUGUCGUAACUUCACCAGCACUGGGUCAGGGAGUAACCAUCGAGGAUGAAUGGUAUAUCGAGUUGUCAUAUCAACCUAGAUGGAUUGCAUAUGUAAGCUUCACAGGUAUUUUGUUUAGCUUCAUGCUGGUAGCUAUACAUUUCUGCAACAAGUUACAGUGCAGUGGUGGAGAGGGACUUCUAACCGAAAAUGAUUCAGCGAGAACACAUCUACUUGCAGACAAAGAUGAUGAUGAUUCGUGUAAUGAUGGCGAAGCAAGUAACAGAAGUAGAUGUGUCUGUGCCAUUUGUUUUGAUGCUCCAAGAGAUUGUUUUAUCUUCCCGUGUGGCCAUUGCGUCUCCUGUUAUCAGUGCGGAACAAAGAUAAAAAGAGCCAAGGGGAGGUGUCCAAUAUGUCGAAAGAAAAUGAUGCUAGUGAAGCGAAUCUAUACAGUGUAAGAUGUAUCUUUAACUGUCCAAUGUAAUGGUGAAGCAAUGGAACAUUAAUAAAAAUCAUAUAAUUUGAUAUUGACAAGACUCA